UUGAGGGGGAGGAGGUAGAUAGAGAGAAAGGGCCAAAAAGAAUAAGAAGAAUGAGAAAAAAAGAAGUGAUAUGGGGGAAUCAAACUAGAUGUUAAUGUGUGUGUUUGUGUGGGGUGGGGGCAGUGAAAAAAAAAAUGCAGCACAAAUGAGAGCCUGAGUGGUACGAAGAGAGAGCGAGGGGGUCUGCACAGAGGCUCUGCGGGGAGAUCAACACAGCUGUGCAGAGAGGCAGAGGGAGUUGCACAGACAGUGGAACAACCAGCAGUAGGACACACAGGAACCAAAUAUUAGAUGCUUUAUUGGUAGAUGGAAGACACACAAGGAUACGUAAUCACAAAUAACCAAGAAAGGGGACCAAUCUCAGCCACUGACAACACUUACAGGAUACAGGAAGGCAGAAGAGCAGAGGAGGAAACAAAGGAAAGAGCUGAGAGAGAGCAGAAGAGGGACCAAGUGGGAAAAGAAAGCAGGAGAUAAGAGUGACACGGCCGAGACAGAGUCGCUGACCUCUGCCAGCUGAUUCGCGAUGUCCGUCGACCUGCUAAUCAUCCUCCUCUUGACCUUCACACAGGGGAGCUGCGCAUUCCAUGCCAACCACUGGGGUGAAUGGAAUGACUCCCAGCUACUGCCAACAAUACAAAAGCUCAUGAAAGGAUACAACCGCUACCUCAGACCUAAUUUCAAUGAGGGUCCUGUGGAAAUUGGAAUGAGCCUCGAUAUUGCCAGCAUUGAUGCCAUCUCUGAAAUCAAUAUGGACUACACUGCAACAAUCUUCCUCCGUCAGCGCUGGCGUGAUUCCAGGCUGAUGUUCCCUGGAAGUGAGAGCGUGAGUGUGGACGGUCGUCUGGUGUCACUGCUCUGGAUCCCUGACACCUUCAUCCCAGACUCCAAGCGCUCCUUCCUGCAUGAUGUCACUGUGGAAAACCGCCUCAUACGCAUCUUCAGCAAUGGAACUGUUCUCUAUGCUCUUCGCAUCACGGCCACGAUCGCCUGCAACAUGGAUCUGACUAAGUACCCCAUGGACAGACAGGUCUGCACCCUGCAGCUGGAGAGCUGGGGGUAUAACCUGCAGGAUGUGGUGUUCUACUGGACCAGAGGGAAUGAUUCAGUGAAGGGUUUGGACACGCUGCGGCUGGCUCAGUACAGUGUAGAGAGCUACUACACAUCGGUGUCAGAGGCUGUGUAUGAAACAGGAAAUUACCCUAAGCUGGUGCUGCACUUUGCACUGCGCAGAAAUGUGCUGUUCUUCAUCUUGGAAACGUAUGUUCCCUCCAUUCUGUUGGUGGUUCUCUCCUGGGUCUCUUUCUGGAUCAGCCAGUCCUCCGUACCAGCUAGGACCUGCAUUGGAGUGACAACAGUCUUGACGAUGACAACUCUGAUGAUGGGAGCCCGCACUUCUCUGCCCAAUGCCAACUGUUUUAUAAAGGCCAUAGAUGUUUAUUUGGGCAUCUGUUUCACCUUCAUCUUUGGCGCACUGUUGGAGUAUGCCUGUGCUCAUUUUUAUACCAUGCAGCACCAGACCAUUGAGGAUUUAUACAGGGACCUUCUGAGGGAGUUCAGCGAGUCUAAUGGAAAUGGCUCAAUCCCCAUCGUCAGCGCCAGCCAACCAAACCAAUCCGUGGAGAUCGGCUCCACUGCAGAGGAGCCCACGGAGCAGCCAGCAAACAGUGACACUAAGAACCACGCAGGAUCAAAAGAGAAGGCGCCAAAUCAGGGCUGCGGCUUGUCAUCAGUGAAAGAUGCAUCACGUAGGGCGGCGUCUGUCUUCAUUGUGGAAAAUCCACACAACAUUGAUCGCUAUGCCCGCACGGUUUUCCCCACAGCAUUCCUCUUUGUCAAUAUCUUAUACUGGCUUUAUUACCUCUUUCUGUAAGUUCUCACUCUGAGCUGUGGAAAGGUUAAUGUCAGCAACCUGAAGCACCUCUCCCUCCUCAUUUGAGAACCAACACUAGUCGCCACGCUCUGGAGCUCAACUGACCUGACACAACUUAUUUAUUGGUUGGUGAAAAUCAAUUGGUCAGGACUACGCUCCGUAUUGAAGGCUUUUAUUGAUCGUGUACGAAGAGUUGGCUCCCAGCAUAUUAGCAUGUAAGAAUGGUACUCCAGAGCCUGUAUUGUCUACUGACCAAUCCAUAGAUCAAAUGAGGAUCAGUUUAAAAUGAAUACGAUUCCUGAGCAACACCACACCAUUGGUUGUUAUGCAUUGUUUGCAUGAGACCAUAUACUGUAGGCAUACCGUGUGAAAUUAAAAGAAUA
Archocentrus centrarchus (flier cichlid) is the source of this 2256-nucleotide messenger RNA. It is a transcript of the gene gabrp, whose product is annotated as gamma-aminobutyric acid type A receptor subunit pi. Gene Ontology annotation, cellular component: membrane. Gene Ontology annotation, molecular function: transmembrane signaling receptor activity; extracellular ligand-gated monoatomic ion channel activity. The transcript has 10 exons. Lineage: Eukaryota; Metazoa; Chordata; Actinopteri; Cichliformes; Cichlidae. Gene Ontology annotation, biological process: monoatomic ion transmembrane transport. Bases 527 to 1873 code for a protein of 448 amino acids. The record is from RefSeq and is a predicted model, not a curated record.